CAUGUCUGCUGGAUGUGUAAUCAGAAAGGGGUUGACCCUGAAGGCACCAUGAGCCCGGCUCCUCUCCAGCAGAGGGCGAUGAAGAGAAGCAGCCGGGCCGCAGCAGCGUCCCCACCGCCGAAGAAAACUGAAAUGUAUCGUUGUCAUGUGUCAUGCAGUCUGGCUGGUGGUCAGCUGACAAAUGGGUCGCCUGUGAUGUUUACUUUCUUUGUUUAGCGCGUGAAACCUGCCUUUUUGAAUGAAUGCAGCGGCAUGCUUUGCCAAAGAGAACCAUGGUAGUCGUCAAUUCGGUGCUCAAGCUGUUGCAGCGGCAGACCUACACCUGUCUGUCCCAUCGGUAUGGGCUCUACCUCUGCUUUGGGGGGAUAGUCCUCAUGAUAGUGUCCGCCUUUCAGUUUGGAGAGGUGGUGGUGGAGUGGAGUCGGGACCAGUAUCAUGUGCUCUUCGACUCCUACAGAGACAAUGUGGGUGGCAAAUCGUUCCAAAGCAGGCUCUGUCUGCCCAUGCCUAUUGAUGUAGUUUACACAUGGGUGAACGGUACAGACGUGGCUCUGCUGAAAGAACUGAAGACGGUCAAAGAGCAACUGGAGGAGGAACAAAGAGCACUGAGGGAACGCUUGGGGAAAAAUGCCAGUGAGACAACUGAAGUGCCAAAAGAGAGUGUAAAGCCAGAAUGCCUGCUGUCCCACUGCAUCAUAGCGCCAAUGCUGGCCCUGGACCCCGCUCUGCCUGCCAACAUCACUCUCAAAGAGCUGCCGUCGCUCUCCCCGUCCUUCUCCACUGCCAAAGAGCUGCUGCUGAUGAACACACCCUUCAACCCGUCCACCACCGUGUCUGUGGCUGUCUUCCAUUCGCAGGCCGAUGCUGAUAAAGCCUACAAAGAUGUGUCUAAAGAAGUCCAGAAAUUCUCCGUGUCCAGAUGUUACCUGACGACAGAUAAAGAGGCUCCUGGUCUGAUCCGCAUGCAGUCUCUGGCGUACUUGAGCGGCUUCCCAGCAACCUUUAAGGAAACGGAGCAGCUGAGAGUCAAACUGCCCUCUGUCAUCACCACUAAAAUCAAUCAGUUUGAGUUGUACUCUGAGGCCAGCAUCGCCCUGCUCCACCUGAAAACCCCACAGGAUUUCACUGAUCUGACCCAGCAGGCUAAAAAGAACCUGACCCUGGAUGGUAAAGAGUUAACCAUCAGCCCUGGCUACCUGUUCUGGGACCUCACUGCCAUCUCACAGUCCAAACAGGAUGAAGAUGUUUCUGCCAGCCGGUUUGAGGACAACGAGGAGCUCCGCUAUUCACUGCGCUCUGUGGAGAAACACGCCCCCUGGGUGCGACACAUCUUCAUCAUCACUAACGGGCAGAUUCCCUCCUGGCUCAACCUGGAUAACCCCAGAGUUACAGUUGUCACACAUCAGGAUAUCUUCCAGAACCACAGCCACCUUCCCACUUUCAGCUCUCCUGCCAUAGAGACACACAUCCACCGCAUCUCAGGGCUCUCCCAGAAGUUCAUUUACCUUAAUGAUGAUGUGAUGUUUGGCAAAGACGUCUGGCCGGACGACUUCUACAGCCACUCGAAAGGACAAAAGGUGUAUCUCACUUGGCCUGUCCCCAACUGUGCUGAGGGCUGCCCAGGAUCUUGGAUCAAAGAUGGCUACUGCGACAAAGCCUGCAACAACUCUGCCUGUGACUGGGAUGGAGGAGACUGCCUCGGUGCAGCAGGGAGCAGCCGGUUUGCGGCCGGGGUCGGUGGGGGGGCGGGUGGAGCUGGUGGACAGGUGUGGCAGUUUGCAGGAGGUCUCGGAGGUCUUGGGGGGACGUCAUACUGCAAUCAAGGCUGUGCCAACUCCUGGCUCGCAGACAAGUUCUGUGACCAGGCCUGCAACGUUCUCUCCUGUGGGUUCGAUGUGGGGGACUGUGGCCAAGAGCACUUUGGCGAGCUGCGUCAUGUGACCCUGCUGAGGAAUCAGAGCUUGUACACCCUCCCUGUCGGUGAGACCAGGCCGUACUUCAGCUUCGACCGACUGGCCCGCAGAAUCUCCGAGGCCCACGUCAGCGACAACCCGGCGCUUCGCCACACCUCCGUCGCCAACAAGUGGAAGACCAUUCACCUGCUGCUCUACCCGGGUCACAACGCCACCCAGAUCCAGUACAAUCUCACUCUCCAGAAGGACGAUGACACAGAGUUCCUAAUGAGCUUCAGUGUAGCCGUGGACACCCGCGAGGCGCCUCAGGUCAACGUGUCCACGGCUGUGAGCAAAGAUGCCGACAAAGACCCGAACCCGACCCCAACACCGGAGCCUCCCGUCCCGUUCUUAGAUAUUCCCGAGGACAAACAGGGUCCUAAGAUCCUGAAAAGGCAGCCUGGUGAACUUCAGGCUGCAAUACAAGUGCCUUCACUGAAUGAGUCACUUCUACCUGCAGAUAUACAGAGUGAGCUGCAGAAGCUGGACGAGAAGCUCCUGAUCGGGGACAUUACUAUGAAGGGUUAUAACUUUACAAAGGCUGAACUUCUAAAAUCCUACAUGACUGAAAAGAAGCAAGACAUUGAUUCACAACCCCAUAAUGAGGGAGCAGCCAAGCUCCAGGGAAAGCCUUAUAAGGACUUGGAGGGAGAGUAUUCAGAAGGAAAACCACCCGUGGAAGAUAAAGCAGGAAAUAUCAUGCAGGAAAAUCCAAACCCAAAAGAAGAAAUGAUAAGGAAAGAUGUGGCUGUGCCGGUAAAACCUGUCACUCCUCUAAUCAGCGUCGAUAUUGAUGAUACGCAGGAGAAAGACUUUGAAAAUCCCAAACAUUACAAUCUGAAUGCUGCGAUCGAGAGGCCCAAGACUUCCAAACUGCUGAGCAGAAUUUCCAAACCCAAGAGCACGGAGAGUCAGGGAGAGCCUGGGGACGCUGCAGGUGGAGCUCCAGUGGGGAGGAGACUCCAGCACUACAUCCACGCAGACAGAGGCUUCCUGCCCUGGGAGAGGAGGAAGUACUUCCAGAAACUGCUGGAGGAAGAGGAGCGUCUGCAGAGAGAAUUGUCGUAUGAGGCCGACGGAGGUGCCGCUGGCCGCCGGCUGCAGGACACUUUUGCCAACUCGCUGCGCUACGUCAACAAGCUGCUCAACGGCCAGUUCGGAUUCACCUCCCGCAAAGUCCCCGCCCACAUGCCUCACAUGAUCGACCGUCUCAUCAUGCAGGGGCUGCAGGACACAUUCCCGGAGGAGUUUGCCAAGACCUCAGGCCAUAGUGUUCGUCACUCAGAGGACAUGCAGUUCGCCUUUUCAUACUUCUACUUCCUGAUGAGUGCUCAGCAGCAGCUCAACGUGUCGGAUGUGUUUGACGAGAUCGACACCGACCACUCGGGUGUGCUGUCCGACCGAGAGAUUCGAACUCUGGCCACGAGGAUCCACGAGCUGCCCCUCAGCCUGCAGGACCUGACAGGCCUGGAGCAGAUGCUGAUAAACUGCUCUAAGACUCUCCCCACUAACCUGACCCAGCUCCACCUGGUGAACCCCACUCAGGAGGCCUACUAUGAUCCCAGCAUGCCUUCUGUCACCAAAGGCCUCGUCCUGCACUGCAAGCCCAUCACAGAACGCAUCCACAAAGCCUUCAGAGACCAAAAUAAGUACAGGUUUGAGAUCAUGGGGGAGGAGGAGAUUGCUUUCAAGAUGGUGCGGACUAAUGUGUCCCAUGUUGUCGGCCAGUUAGAUGACAUUAGGAAGAAUCCAAGGAAGUUCAUCUGUCUGAACGAUAACAUCGACCACAGCCAUAAGGACGCUUCCACGGUGAAAGCUGUGCUGAGAGACUUCUAUGAGUCCAUGUUCCCACUGCCGUCCCAGUUUGAACUGCCCAGAGAGUACCGCAACAGAUUCCUGCAUAUGGACGAGCUCCAGGACUGGCGAGUGUAUCGAGACAAGCUGAAGUUCUGGACUCACUGUGUCCUCGUGACGCUCGUCGUCUUCACCAUCAUGUCCUUCUUUGCCGAACAGCUGAUUCUUCUAAAGCGGAAGCUGUUCCCGAGACGCAGAGUGAACAAGGACAGCAACCCUGAGCGGGUGUGAGAGCGAGGAAGACUUCCCUCUCCUCUUCUUUCUGCACUUCAACCACCUCCACCCUUUCUCUCCUGCUCAGUGGAGAGGAUUCGGACCGGGGGACCGGGUGGAAACAGGAGUCUGAAGUCCCGCCUGCUUGUGUUGCAUCAGCACGGACAGAGGAUAGAGACUCGUGUGAGAUUGUGAUGAAACAUUUUUUCAUAAGAUGAUGGAUGGGGCUGUCCGGUGAAAGGAGUCACAGCCAGCAAGAAGAAGCGUACAAUUCUUCUUUUUGAGACUUUUGUAAAACACAAACACAAACAAACACAGAACACUCCCUCCACACUGCACCCCCCUCCUCAUGUCCUGCCCUCACCACCCUGUGAUUGAUGUGCUGUUAAAGUGUGAAGCAUUUGACAGCUGCUGGUCAGGGCUCUGUAUGUGUGUGUGUGUGUGUGUCGGUGUGUGUGUCUGUGUCUUUGUAGUGUGUAUGCAGCAAGCACGUUCUACCACAAUAUCCACAAACUUCUGUGUUUCAAACUCACACUGAUUAAUGUUUAUUUAAUUGAUUGCUCGAUUCAGUCACUUUUUCAAGGAAAUAUGCCAAUCAUGUUCUUCUUAAAUGUGAGUUUUUAUCAUCGAAUGUUGCUUUUAUAUUCAGGCUUUGCAUCAUUGUUCAAACAAAAAUAGAUAUCUGAAGUCAUCUUUGCUGCCGAGAAAUUAUGAGGGGCAUUUUUCACUUCUUUUUUUUUUAAAGACAAAACAAUAAAUAGAUUAAAGAAAUUGUCGGCUGAUGAAAAGCUUGGUACUUGCAGCUCUGGAUGUGUUUGGCUUUUAGCGCUAUGGCUUCAUUUAAAAAAAAAUGAAGGAAAAGGUAUAUAUAUAUAAGGGGAAUAAAAUAAUUGUGUUGGUAAAAAAUAUGAAAACUUGAAGUGCCUUUGUUCAUUCCUGCUUGUUGAACGUUUUUGUUUCUUUCCUGUUGUGUUUUUUAAAUGUUUCACACCCUAAUCUAAGGAUUUAUAAUGAGAAUGAAUGGGGUAUAGGAUAAUAUGGUUUAAAAUGUGGUACAAAUGUAAAUGAUUGUUGGAGCAACAUGUUAGUGAUGCUACAGCGUUCAUAGCCACCUGUGUGUGUGUGUCUCUGUGGGACUCAACAGGCUCGCUACUGUCUGAAAUUCAGACCCCUCAGCAUGUUGUGUAACUUAUUUUGAUUGUAUUAUUGUGACAGUGAGCCGGUGACUGAUGCAUCUGAUGCUAAAUAAAGCAGAAUGUAAACAUAGCCUCAGACAAUGCUCGUGCCAUAACGGUCACGUGUAUGAUCUCUGAUGUCAGCAGCAGUGAACUACAUAUCUGGAAAAUAGGAUUCCUUCAGAUUUCAUCAGUUCAGUGACUCAUCUGACGGAAAUAAAAUGUGGUUUCAGUCA
This is a messenger RNA of Trematomus bernacchii (emerald rockcod), 5430 nucleotides long. RefSeq names its product N-acetylglucosamine-1-phosphate transferase subunits alpha and beta (gene gnptab). Gene Ontology annotation, biological process: N-glycan processing to lysosome; carbohydrate phosphorylation. Gene Ontology annotation, molecular function: UDP-N-acetylglucosamine-lysosomal-enzyme N-acetylglucosaminephosphotransferase activity; calcium ion binding. Gene Ontology annotation, cellular component: Golgi apparatus. Lineage: Eukaryota; Metazoa; Chordata; Actinopteri; Perciformes; Nototheniidae. The record is from RefSeq and is a predicted model, not a curated record. The transcript is spliced from 21 exons. Bases 243 to 4037 code for a protein of 1264 amino acids.